Erythranthe guttata (spotted monkey flower) is the source of this 1899-nucleotide messenger RNA. It is a transcript of the gene SMU1, whose product is annotated as transducin family protein / WD-40 repeat family protein. Gene Ontology annotation, biological process: mRNA splicing, via spliceosome. The record is from RefSeq and is a predicted model, not a curated record. Gene Ontology annotation, molecular function: protein binding. Lineage: Eukaryota; Viridiplantae; Streptophyta; Magnoliopsida; Lamiales; Phrymaceae.
AGGAACGAAUUGGGUAAAAUCUGGCAGGGUUUUGAACACUAGGGUUUAACAGAUUACUAUUUUCUCGAAAACUACACCAUGUCUUCGACACUGGAAAUUGAAGCUAGAGAUGUAAUCAAGAUUGUACUUCAGUUUUGUAAAGAAAACUCUCUGCAUCAAACUUUUCAAACACUGCAGAAUGAGUGCCAGGUUUCUCUUAAUACAGUGGACAGCCAUGAAACAUUUAUUGCUGAUAUUAAUAGUGGAAGGUGGGAUGCAAUCUUACCUCAAGUUGCACAACUUAAACUUCCUCGGAAGAAAUUAGAAGACCUAUAUGAACAGAUUGUUCUAGAAAUGAUUGAACUUCGAGAGAUAGAUACAGCACGAGCUAUAUUGAGACAAACUCAGGUGAUGGGUGUCAUGAAACAAGAGGAACCAGAGCGAUACUUACGACUCGAGCAUCUACUGGUUCGGACUUACUUUGACCCAAAUGAGGUGUAUCAAGACUCGUCAAAGGAGAAAAGGCGUGGCCAAAUUGCUCAAGCUGUUGCAGCAGAAGUUUCAGUGGUUCCACCUUCACGAUUAAUGGCUUUGAUUGGUCAGGCUCUGAAGUGGCAGCAACAUCAAGGUUUGCUUCCACCUGGAACACAAUUCGACCUGUUCCGAGGAACAGCUGCUAUGAAGCAAGAUGUAGAAGAUAUGUACCCAACAACUCUUGGGCACACUAUAAAGUUUGGGAAGAACAGUCAUCCAGAGUGUGCUCGGUUCUCUCCGGACGGGCAAUUCCUUGUUUCCUGCUCAGUUGAUGGAUUCAUUGAGGUUUGGGAUCAUAUAAGUGGAAAGCUGAAGAAGGAUCUCCAAUAUCAGGCUGAUGAAACAUUUAUGAUGCAUGACGACCCUGUCCUCUGUGUCGAUUUUAGUAGAGACUCUGAGAUGCUUGCAUCUGGAUCACAAGAUGGGAAAAUAAAGGUUUGGCGCAUAAGAACUGGACAGUGCCUGCGUCGGCUGGAACGGGCGCAUUCUGAGGGUGUCACUAGUGUCAUCUUUUCUCGAGAUGGGACCCAGUUGUUAAGUACAUCGUUUGACAGCACUGCAAGGAUCCAUGGCUUGAAAUCAGGGAAGAUGUUGAAGGAGUUCCGCGGCCACUCUUCUUAUGUUAAUGAUGCCAUCUUUACUGCUGAUGGUUCUCGUAUCAUAACUGCGUCCAGUGAUUGCACGGUGAAAGUUUGGGAUGUGAAGACCACAGAUUGUCUGCAGACAUUUAAGCCACCACCUCCUCUAAGGGGAGGUGAUGCAUCUGUGAACUCUAUUCAUCUUUCCCCCAAAAAUCCCGAUCACAUAAUUGUGUGCAACAAGACAUCAUCAAUAUACAUCAUGACACUCCAAGGCCAGGUUGUGAAAAGUUGUUCGUCCGGUAAAAGAGAAGGUGGAGAUUUUAUGGCAGCUUGUGUAUCUCCCAAAGGGGAAUGGAUAUAUUGUGUUGGUGAAGACAGAAAUUUGUACUGCUUUAGUCAUCAAUCUGGCAAGCUAGAGCAUCUAAUGAAGGUACAUGAGAAAGAGGUGAUUGGUAUAACUCACCAUCCUCAUAUAAAUCUUGUCGCAACUUACGGCGAAGACAGCGCAAUGAAACUGUGGAAGCCUUGAAACUAAACAUACGAUGGUUUGUUAUAACUAGGAUUAUUUAUUCUGUAUUAAGUUAUUGUUCUUGUAGAUUUAACAGAUCUUUUUGAGUAAAUUUAUUUCUUGAACCCCACCACCCUUUUCAGUCUUUAUAUUCAACAGUUCAUUAUUUUAAAUUUCUUUUUUUGGAAAAAUAUUAUUUAAAUUUAGGGGCUCGUACAUGAUAAAUGUUUGGGAACUGUCCCACAUACACCAUGCGAAUAUUUAAUAAAGUGGAAUUUGAUUUUAGGUUAGGUCAAA